Messenger RNA from Trifolium pratense (red clover), 788 nucleotides. RefSeq lists its product as uncharacterized. The coding region runs from base 76 to 594 and encodes 172 amino acids. The record is from RefSeq and is a predicted model, not a curated record. Lineage: Eukaryota; Viridiplantae; Streptophyta; Magnoliopsida; Fabales; Fabaceae. The transcript has 2 exons.
AACAGAGUCUUUGUAAAAUACAGGGUUGUCUUGUCUUGCAUGGGAAGCAGAGUGUGAUAUGGUCUGAAGUAAAGAAUGAGUGAUUCUGAUCCUCCAAAGCUCUAUUCUCACAAACCCAAAAAAGCGCAAUUGAAGCAAUUUAGAGGCCAACCACCGCUCAUGGGGACUCAAACUGCUCCUCCUCCUCCUCCUCCACCACCGCCGCCGCAACCUAAGGAACCCUUUAUUCGCCGCUACAAGUUUCUUUGGCCUAUGCUAUUAGCUGUCAAUCUUGGUCUUGGAGUAUAUUUGUUUACAAGAACAAACACAAAGAAGACAGAUACCGAGGAGGAGGAAAAAGAGGCAACUCCCAUUUCAGUUAAAGAUACUACUAAAGCUCCUGUUGCCGAGACAUCUGUAUCCCUACCACCAACUGCAAACCCUGUGAUCAAAAGAGAACCAAUUCCAGAAAACCAACAACGUGAACUCUUCAAGUGGAUAUUGGAAGAGAAGAGGAAGAUCAAACCAAAAAAUGCAGAGGAGAAACGGAAAAUUGACGAAGAGAAAGCUCUACUCAAAAACCUUCUUCAGUCAAAAUCUAUCCCAAGUAUCUAAUGACGACGUUUCUCUUAUCUUUGUCCAAAGUUUUUUUUCUUUUUAAUUAUAAUAUACUUUAGUUGAUUUCUUCAGUGGUUCUCUUUUCUGGUUGUUUGGUUGGUUGAUGAAUUUAUUGGUUGGUUGAUGAAUUUAGAUUGUACAUUUGUUUAGAUUGUCAUAAUUUAUCAUUUGAAAAAAUUGGGUUUGGCUAA